This is a messenger RNA of Pyrus x bretschneideri (Chinese white pear), 1719 nucleotides long. Its product is annotated as putative UDP-glucuronate:xylan alpha-glucuronosyltransferase 5. Gene Ontology annotation, biological process: xylan biosynthetic process. Gene Ontology annotation, molecular function: glycosyltransferase activity. The record is from RefSeq and is a predicted model, not a curated record. The coding region runs from base 1 to 1719 and encodes 572 amino acids. NCBI's taxonomy places the organism in Eukaryota, Viridiplantae, Streptophyta, Magnoliopsida, Rosales, Rosaceae. The transcript has 2 exons.
AUGGCUUCCAAGUUUUCUUCUUCCUCCUCCUCCUCCUCCUACGCCAAACGACGAGUAGUCCCCUCCGUUCUCUAUCUAAUUAUUCUCUCUCUAUUCUUCCUAUGCCUAAUUAUCUCGUUUAACUUUCGUCCCACCAAGUCAAAUAAUUGCGCUACCAUUCGAAACCAACAGGUUAUCAAGAAUGAAACCAAGAACGAAAGAAAGAACGUAGAUUGGUUCGUUGCCAUUUCCAAGCUAUUCAAAAUCAAGGGUAGAAAAAUUAAGGUAGGUUUGGUCAACGUAGAUGAACACAUUCAUAGUCAGCUCCAUGGACUAUCGGAUGCAGAGGCAGUCUCAGUAGCAUUCGAACGCGUAGCUAGGGAUCGGAAAUGGAAGGACUAUUUUCCCGAAUGGAUAGAUGAAGACGAGAAAUGGGGGAAGCCGAAGUGUCCGGAAAUCCCAAUUCCUAAGCUGGAGCAUUACGAGGGCAUAGAUGUGGUACUGGCCAAGGUUCCCUGUGGACCAAAUGGGACGAGUGACAGGGAAGGGAUUAGAGAUGUGUUUAGGUUACAAGUUAACUUGAUGGUGGCUAAUCUAGUGGUGGGUAAAGGGUGGAUGAAGCCCGAUGCUCAUCGGACGGUAUACACUGUGUUUAUCGGGGAUUGUGGACCAAUGGUGGAGAUUUUCAGAUGUGAUGAUCUUUUGAUGCAUAGAGGGAAUUAUUGGGUUUAUAGGCCUAAUAUUGGGAGAUUGAAACAAAUUGUGCAUAUGCCUGUUGGAUCUUGCCAAGUUGCCUCAGGUUAUGUGGAAGCAGGCAGAGAAAUCUGGAGAAAAUUCAUGUUAGAAACAAGCUCAUGGAUUCCAUACGAGGGACGUAGACUUGCCUAUGUGACAAUCCUGCACUCCUCAGAAGCCUAUGUGUGUGGUGCAAUAGCCCUAGCUCGAAGCAUCAGGCAAACCAACUCCACCAAAGACCUAGUCCUUCUUGCAGAUGACUUCAUCACUCCCAAAUCCAUCCAAGGCCUAACCGCGGCAGGAUGGAAGAUCAAGCGAAUCCAGAGAAUCCGAAGCGCAUUUGCUAAAAAAGGGUCGUACAACGAAUGGAACUACAGCAAACUCCGCGUGUGGCAGCUCACGGAGUAUGACAAGGUUAUUUUCAUUGACGCGGAUCUUCUGGUCCUCAAGAACAUAGAUAGUUUCUUCGUGCACCAACAGUUGUCAGCCGUGGGGAAUAACCGGGUGUUGUUCAACUCCGGCUUGAUGGUUGUGGAGCCAUCGAACUGCAUGUUCGAAUACCUAAUGCAAAAAACAUCCAAACUCGAGUCUUACAACGGCGGCGAUCAGGGCUUUUUGAAUGAGAUUUUUACUUGGUGGCAUAGGUUGCCUUGGAGGCUAAAUGCACUAAAAUGUUUCCAUGGAUCAAAAGGUGCAAAUCAUGAGAUGGCUGAGGACCUUUAUGCAAUACAUUACUUGGGGCUCAAGCCUUGGGCGUGUUACAGAGAUUAUGACUGCAACUGGGAAGGGUCUGAAAGAAGCGUUUUCGCGAGCGAUUUGGCUCACGAGAAAUGGUGGAAAGUGUAUGAUCAGAUGCCACUGAAGCUGAAAUCUUACUGUGGUUUGACGAAGAAGAUGGAUGAAAAUUUGAAGACGAGGAGAGUGAAGGCAGCUAAGGCUAAUUAUUCUGAUGGACAUUGGAAAAUUGUGAUUAAGGACCCCAGACAACAUCAUUUGUAUACAUAG